Prorocentrum cordatum is the source of this 1751-nucleotide messenger RNA. The record is from the annotation of a GenBank genome assembly. NCBI's taxonomy places the organism in Eukaryota, Dinophyceae, Prorocentrales, Prorocentraceae.
CGCUGAAUCCUGCUAAAUCCUGACUUGAUAUGUUCUGUAACCCGUUUGGAUCAAUGCAUUUGCCUGCAAGCCCUUCAGGGUAGCCCUUCAGGUGCAAUUCAGACGAUUACGACUACACGCCAUUAACUUACUUUCCAUAUCGAGCAUGAUGAGACACCCAGCUUUGGCUAUGGCUUGUUUGUCAGCGCAUGUGUUGGCGCUGAUGGACGUAUCCCAGCCUUCUCAUCGUUCGGCAGCGAUGCAGGUAGCUGCAGAGCUUGUGCCGCCCCCGGUCUUUGUACCCCUGGAUCCUUCCGCGAAGCCCGCGCCGACACCGGCGCCUCCCAUGUCAGUGGAGGCCAAGGUGCCGUUCCAGCUCGUGCUGACGGCGAAGAACGGGUCCCUCGCCGACCUGCCCAAGAGGAUGGGGGACAAUGUCCGCCGGACGCUGGCCCUGAACCCCGGGCUGCAGGUGCGGUUCCUCAACGACGCAGAGUGCAGGGACUUCAUCGCGCUCCAUUUCGAGCGGCUGCUCCCCGCGUUCAACUCGGAGCAGAGGGGAGCCUACCGGGGCGACAUCUGCAGAGCGGCGGUGAUCGCGCUGGAGGGCGGCUUCUACGCGGACCUGGACGUGCAGUUUCGCGUUCCCCUCUCCCAGUUGGCAGAUGAUUCUACGACCUUCAUGACCACGUUCGACGUGACUUGCUAUGCUCUGAAUGCUCUGUUCGCGGCAGAGCCUGGCAGCGAAGUGAUGCGGUUCGUUCUAGAUGCGAUCCUACAGUGGUACGCAGAGCCGUUCCAUCUUCCAGAGUGGUGGAUGGGCACCAAAACCAUGCUUGACGGGAUGACAGCGUUCGUGGCUCGCAGCUGCCCAUGGGUGGACCUCCAAAACUCGACGACGCUCCAGUUUGGCUGUGGACCGCGCCAGCAGCUCCGGCUGUACAGAGAAAAGCGCCUCAGGUGCGACCAUUCUGCCACCAAGGCGUUCGCAUGGACGCAGACAGAGUGCCCACCCGCCAGGAGCAGCGGGUUCCCCGGGGUUCGUUUCGGCAUCUUCGAGCCGGGGCCAGAGAGGAACCUCGUGGCCUGGUCCCGCUUCGAAGACUGCACGAAGUGGGGCUGCAACGAGCGGCGCAUGCAGCAGACCUGUCGUGGUUAGCUAGGUUCUGAAGAAGGCAACCCUCUGGGGAGUCGUGCCAGCGUCGGUGUACACCCUGCGCGUGGCAUUUCCGCCGUUCUGGUCAUCGUGGUGGGACCGCAGCUAUACGGCUCGGUUGCGACGGCACCCAUGGCCAAUCAAUGACUCAUAUUUCUGGUCGUGACCUUUGCAAUAUAUGUGUUGCAAUCUAUGUGUUGCAAUCUAUGUUGUGCAAUCUAUGUGGUGCAGUACUCGGUACCGGCUGACAAACCCAAUUUGUUGGAACGUGCGUAUAAAACUUUAAAGGCAAACGCUGUUCGUAGAGUAUUUGUACAUAUGUAUUUGUGUAUGUCAAUUGUGUAUAUAUUUGUUUAUAGAUGUAUCUGGCCGUCUGGCCAUUGAGGGCUAUGCGCAGCGCAGUUGCCCAGUCUAGGCCAUGGUUUGUGCGCGCGCGGUGCCGUCGCUUCCGCGAGACUUUUCGCCCGCCUGCGCCUUCGAGCCCAAUUCGUGGCCCUCUGCUCCGCCUUAUUCCUGGAUCGAGCGACUCUCGACCAGGCGCGAAGCAACAGCCUCCGAUCCUUUCGCCUCGGCCUCCCCGUGCUGGACUACAUCUUCAUGCAGUGCUUGGGGCGGG